ACAAAACGACCGGAAGUAAAUAAAGCGUCAUAUCCGGACUAAUGCGGAAGUUGUGUGCGUUGUUCCGGCAAAUCAGAAGAUCCUUCAGCAUACUUGCCUUGCUUACAGUAAAGCUAUUGCAGCUAUGAGCAGAAGUUCAUGUAAACAAUAAUUGAUUUUCUCCCUGGCACAACAGUUUCAUGGCCGUCCCGGAGUACAUGCACCCGUGUUUUGCGCAGGACGUCCAACAAUCCGCGAUAAACCAACCAACUUGCGCUGAAAAUACAAAGGAAGGUGAAAGCGUUGCGACUGGCCGGAAUGGUGACAGCAUUGAUUCUCAAACCUAAGAUACCACAAAAACAGAGAGAGUAUCAGCUACGUAGACCUGUACUGCUGGGGUCAGAUAUAAACCUUCGUCUGUCAUGAUGAAUGCGGGCAGAGGUGGCACAGUUACCUGGCGGCCACAGCCAUGGAAAGAUGUUGAUAGAGAGGCUGGAGAACCUCUCUCAGAUAGUGACUCUGAAGAGGAGGAUUUUCCAGAUGAUUACUCCACUCCCUUAGGGGAGUAUGUAACUCAGGGAUUAAAGCAGCUAUUUGAUGCUCGGCAGUUAUGUGAUGUCACACUUUUGGUGGAGGGAAAGAAGUUCAUGUGUCACCGAGUUCUUUUAGCCGCAGUCAGUCCGUAUUUCCGUGCAAUGUUUACCAGCCCUCUCGUAGAGUCUCGUCUCACUGAGAUCCGUCUGGAAGAGGUGACGCCCUUUAUUAUGGAGACAGUCAUUCAGUUUGUUUAUACAGGGGAAGCAGGUCUUAGUCUCGACACAGCAGAGGAUUUGUUUGUAGCGGCCAAUCGUCUUCAAGUGAUGCCCUUGCAGGAUCUUUGUUCGAGAUUCCUUGUUAAACACCUUUCUGUCGAGAAUUGCCUGGGUAUGUACUCUCUGGCUCGUUCCCACCAUGACCAGCUUCUUCUUCGGGCUUCUUUGAGACUGGUGGGCCAACAUUUCCCCCGAGCGUCCCGACAGCGGGACUUCCUCCUGUUGGACCCGGGAACUCUCGGCAGCUUGUUGGAGUCGGAUCGAUUAGGCGUGGAGACCGAGACGGAGGUUUAUGCCGCAGCGAGACGUUGGGCGGAGUACAAACCUGAUGAUCGUUUUGUUCACAUGCCAAAUUUGUUACGCCAUUUACGCCCUGGACUUCUGACCCCGGAAGAAUGUCGGCGGAUGAACCAAGAACUCGGACCUCGGGCCAGUACGGAAGUGAUGAAAGGACCGCUGAGGCCAAGAGAAGGCAUGUUCGAGAAGAAAAUAGUUUGUGUGGAUCUAAGGCCAAGAGAGAGCGAGUCUUUACAGGAGCGGGACUUUACGGUGGAUUGCUUCGACCCGCCUACCGGGAAGUGGAAGAAGCUGGCAUCCCUAGGCUCGCUGCUUUGCCCUGGAUGCACUGCAGUUGAUGGUAGACUCUUUGUGGCGGGUGGCAUACUGAGGAGCGGGCAAGUGUCAGCUUCAUUACACGAGUACGAUGUGGUGCUGAACCGCUGGAUUGCACGGCCGUUGCUGGCUGAACCGCGUGCCAUGUUGGGGUUGCUCGGCUGCGAAGGUUACUUGUAUGCUUUGGGUGGCUGUAACCGAACGAAAUUUCUAGACACAUGCGAAAGAUUUGACCUUAACGCACUGACCUGGGAAACAGGACCUCGUUUGCCGUUGCCAUUGCGUUCGUUCGCUUGCGCCGCUCUCCGCUGUCGCCUUUACCUGCUUGGAGGUACCACGCUGGAUCACAGUAGGGCUGUGGUGCAUGCUGGCGUGCUUAUAUACCACACCGUUGCAAAGACCUGGUGCCGUGUUACCCUAGACUCUGGCGCCACCUGCCUGGCUGGAGGAGUAGCGGUACGUGGAGGUGUUUGUGCUGUUGGUGGUUACCUGCGUGAUGCCGCUAUGUUCAUGGAUGGCAACUUCACCAACACCGAACCAUUAGACGCUACAGGACGUGUGCUGUUCUUCCGAGAAGGAAGGGUAUCGGGACUAGAACGGGAGCUGAUAGUUGGAGCAGAUCGUGGAGGCGGUGGUACUCCUAGCCAGGUAGUUUUUCCGGGCCUCCCAAGACGCAUUGCUGCUGCAGGUGUGGCAAGGUGGAAGCACAGGAUAUACGUAUUGGGUGGUGAAAACGGAUCAAGGUUUUAUGACAGCAUAUACUGCUGGAAGCCUGGCUGGCGUAGCUGGGUCCAGAGACGGGAGAAAUUGCCGGUAGACACGGGCGGAGUUAGCCAGUUUGGAUGCACUACCCUAAAGUUCCCCAAAAAACACAUUUUUACACGGCUUCGGGCUGCUCAGCAGAAACGGAAUAAGGCCGAAAAAAGGCAGACCAGGUCAUGCAGACUCCUGCGGCUUCAGGAGGGCGAUUUUUGAAGUGACAAACUGGAAUUUUUCUUAUGCGCCUACUUUUCUGAAAUUUGAACUUUUUCUUGGUUCAUAGCUUGAUGUUUUUGUUAACAGAAAAUAUACAUAACGCUUGCAGCAUAAUAAAGAUCUUCUAAAAAGGUUAAAAAAGGGGAAAGGUCAAAAAGUUUUACCCAUUUCAUUUGCUUAAUGUUAUGCCUGUGAGGCUGAACGUUUACUUUGGUCACCAUAGGACAUUUUUGUUAGGUUUGCUUUGCAAUGUAGGUGUUCUGCCAAAAUACCGUAUUAACUACAGUUACUACUGUAAAAUCAUGCUUAAGUAAUAUGUGACCUGUCUGUAAAAUCCAGGCUAAAGUUGCAUAAUUUAAUAAUGAGAUGAGGAGCAUCAAAAUUCGAUUUUACUCAUUAAUUUCAAUCUCAGUCAAUAUAUUAAAGAUAUUUUUUCACCUGGAUUUAAUUUAUGUAGAAAACAGUAAAUCACUGUAACGACUUUAGUUGGGUUUUCACAGACUGGGUCACAUCUGAGAUCUCAUGAAAUGACUGGAUAAUCUAUAUUUAAAGUUAGUAUAUUUAAAGGUGCACUAUGCAGUAUUUUCGGUUAUUGUAUGUUAACACAAUAUCCAAACUUGGCCCCUCCUCCUGGACAGCUAGUAAUGAAACAUUUGGUUUGCAUGUAAACUUUUAGCACCAAAUUUACAGUUAUAAGCAUAAAUCUAUACCCCAACAAUAAACAUACUACUUGGUUUGUGAACGCUGUUGUACCCGGCGAUGCAUGGGUGUUAGACAGAAAGCUCACAGACCCUCAAGGGUUAGUUUUCAGUAAUAGUUAAAAGGCAAGUUCGGUAUUUUACACUUAAAGCCCUGUUUUCAGAUUGUUUAUGAUGAAAUAGAACAGUUUUGACUGAAAUUUGGACAUAUGAUGCUGGCCUGGUUUCUGUUUUAUCACCCCCCCCCCACCACCACCGCUACAAUGGCUGCAUAGGUGCACUGGAACAAUCCUUCCUAAAAUGCAUUAAACUUUCAUUUACAAAGACGUGAAACUCACCGAGUGGUCAGGGGUGUUCACUGAUAUGCUCACACAAAAAUCGCUGCAAAAGAUGCUUUCCAACAGCUGUUUUAGCAUUUGUUGUAAACUUGUGGACCUAUUUUUCCAAACGCCUCACACCCGUACAUUCUUCCGCUGAGAGCUUGAAUAAUAGACACUCCAGCCCAGUUGGUGGCGAUAAUCCGCCUUUGCCAAUUGCAAGAAUACAAACAAAGUUGCCUCGCUGUAAUUCAGUUUUUUUUGGGGGGGGGGGUCUAAAUGGGCCAUUUUCAUUGCUGCCCUGCACUCGCGCUAAACAUCCACUGACCAAAAGUUGCCUCCCAGAAACAUCUGAGUAGCCCAAAACAAUAAAAAACAGGCUGAGGACAGUGUACAGUACUGUACAUACAAACACCACCAAAUGCUUCUAGUGGAUAAAGUAAUGAUUGAUGGGGAUUAUUUUAAUAGUCCAUACUUUUUUGGGAAAAUCCUGCAUAGUCCAUCUUUAAACGCUGAAAGAUCUGAUCUGAAAUGCUUUCUAUUCCUGUUAACAAGAUGAAACUCACAUACAGAUACUGUAACUCAAUCCACCUGGAGGAUGAAUCUGUGUCAUACAACUUAAAAAACUAGCGGAAAAAGUACCCAUUAACAUUAGCAGUGAUACGCCGCUGAAUUCCUGCAAUAUGUUGUGUGCUUGCAUUUUGUAAUGUCCAUUAUUGGACAUUUCUAAAUCUGUGAUUAUGGGAUGUUAUUGAAAUGUAAUUCCUGCAAUAAAGUUUCUGACCAGAUGCAGGCGAAGAUGAAGUGGAAUAAUGUCUGUAUAUCUGUAGUGGUUUAAUGUCAUUACUGAGUAUAUCUCAUCUGACACGUAGGAUUAAAACCAGAUGACUUUUAUUGUUUAAUCUCUGUUUAAUGUGCUCUUAUUUCAUACAGUCGUACAGUAUAGUUACUUUCUCAAAGACAAAAGGACCUGUAAUUUCAUCCGAUGUCAGACAGUCUUUUUUAACAGUAUGAAAUUGUCAAAUACUAAAAGCUACUUGAAUGGAAAAUGACCUGUGUUCUGGUUUGAAGUUACAAUAAAUUGAACGCAAGGAUG
Misgurnus anguillicaudatus (oriental weatherfish) is the source of this 4489-nucleotide messenger RNA. Its product is annotated as kelch repeat and BTB domain-containing protein 8. Gene Ontology annotation, molecular function: protein binding. The record is from RefSeq and is a predicted model, not a curated record. NCBI's taxonomy places the organism in Eukaryota, Metazoa, Chordata, Actinopteri, Cypriniformes, Cobitidae.